AUGAACAAUAAUGAAAAUAAGGAAAUUGAUUCAAUUCUGUACAUGUUAAAGCCUCUGAUAGUGAUUGAAAAUUGGUUUGGAAAGUUUAGAUACCGAAAAGUAAAUGGUCAAAUAACAAUAUUGAGUAGACGAAUGAAAUUGUAUGGAAUUUUCGUUGUGCUUAUUUUAAUAGUACCAUAUAUUGUAUACUUCGUUAACCUUUUACUGAACACUGAUUUGUCUAUAACACGAAAUGUUAUAGAACUGGUGGAUGAGCUUGUCACAGUGAUUAUGAUCGUGCAACAUAUUAUCUCAAUGGCAAUUUUUUUAAGUUAUAGCAAAAAUAACAUACGGAUUAUCAAAGAAAUUGCUCAUAUUGAUGAGAUUUUAAACAAAUCAACCGAUAAAAAGGGCUACAAAAAAUUUCGGACGCGACUCCAAUUUCAAAUAUUUAUAUUUGUGUCGGUUUUGUUAAUGAUGUGUAUCUUCACCAUGAUUAACCGAGAUGAUCAAGAUAUUAAAAUAACAUUACUAGCAAAAGCAUAUGUUGUAAUUGGUGAAACCAAUGAACUAAUCAAUAAAGUUUUCCAAUUUCAUAUUUUCAAAAGUCUAACGUCAACGUUCAUCUAUAUUAUAAUUAUAAUAUGGACAUCGAUUUAUUAUUUGCGUAUAUCAAAUAAUACCGAAUUCCUUAUUCGCAUUAUUUUAUUUUGUAUUUUUGAAAUAAUGUCAAUCGGUAUAAUGUCUUAUGCCUGUGAAUCAAUACAUUUGAAACGCAACUCUAUUAAAAUUUUGGUAAAUGAACUCAUUAUGGAUUACGACCUUUCACCAGCAUUGAGAAUUGAAGCUAAAGCUUUUACAGAAGUGAUACAAGUCUGGCCAUUGCACAUAUUCGUAUACGAUAUGUUUUCUAUAGACAUAAAACUCAUUGUAAAGUUUAUAAGUGUUUCAACUACAUAUCUUAUUAUUAUAGUCCAACUAUCUCACUUUUUCUAA
Molecule: messenger RNA, 975 nt
Organism: Vanessa atalanta (red admiral)
Lineage: Eukaryota; Metazoa; Arthropoda; Insecta; Lepidoptera; Nymphalidae
Exons: 2
Coding region: 1-975 (324 amino acids)
Biological process (GO): sensory perception of taste
Cellular component (GO): membrane
Source: RefSeq, a predicted model, not a curated record